Eubalaena glacialis (North Atlantic right whale) is the source of this 962-nucleotide messenger RNA. RefSeq names its product uroporphyrinogen-III synthase-like. Gene Ontology annotation, molecular function: uroporphyrinogen-III synthase activity. The transcript has a single exon. NCBI's taxonomy places the organism in Eukaryota, Metazoa, Chordata, Mammalia, Artiodactyla, Balaenidae. Bases 39 to 962 code for a protein of 307 amino acids. Gene Ontology annotation, biological process: uroporphyrinogen III biosynthetic process. The record is from RefSeq and is a predicted model, not a curated record.
CAGCCAGACGAGCACCCUGUAAAGACUGCCAGGCAAUAAUGAAGGUUCUUUUACUGAAAGACUCUGAGGAGGACGACUGUGGCCAGGAUCCCUACAUCAGGGAAUUAGGAUUAUAUGGACUCGAAGCCACUUUGAUCCCUGUUUUAUCAUUUGAGUUUUUGUCCCUUCCCAGUUUUUCGGAGAAGCUGUCUCACCCUGAAGGUUACGGGGGCCUCAUUUUUACCAGUCCCAGAGCAGUGGAAGCAGUGGAGCUGUGUUUGGAGAAAGACAAUAAAACCGAAGUCUGGAGAAAGUCUCUGAAAGAAAAAUGGAAUGCUAAGUCAGUGUAUGUGGUGGGAAAUGCUACUGCUUCUUUAGUGAAUAAAAUUGGCCUGCAUACAGAAGGAGAAAACUGUGGAAAUGCAGAAAAGCUUGCAGAGUGCAUUUGUUCUAGGGAGUCAUCAGCACUGCCUCUUCUGUUUCCCUGUGGAACCCUCAAAAGAGAAAUCCUGCUGAAAAUGCUUAAGGACAAAGGGAUUCCCGUGGAGAGCUUAACCGUCUACCAGACGAUCCCACACCCAGGAAUCCAGGGAAACCUCAACAGCUACUAUUCCCAGCAGGGCAUUCCAGCCAGCAUCACGUUUUUCAUUCCCUCUGGCCUGACACACAGUCUCAAGCAUAUUCAAGAGUUAUCUGGUGACAACAUUGACCAGAUUAAGGUGCGGCUCACAGCACCCCUGGGGGGUCAGGACUGUCUCAGUUGUAUAGACACUGCCGGCCCCUCCCUCCACCCUGACUGGCACGCUCACUCCGGUCGGUGCCCAGGGACGGAGCACGGGCAUCAGCAUUGGGCUGUCCGGGGCACUGCUCCGGGACACUGUCUGCAGCCUGGGUCCAGCCCUGCAGGCAGGCUCCGUUGGCCCGGCCAGGCCCGUGGUGGUGAGUCCGAGAGCGGAGCUCUCCAGACGCCCUCUCUCCUGUGA